This is a messenger RNA of Amaranthus tricolor (Joseph's coat), 3320 nucleotides long. Its product is annotated as protein VAC14 homolog. The transcript has 20 exons. Bases 628 to 2808 code for a protein of 726 amino acids. Gene Ontology annotation, cellular component: PAS complex; endosome membrane. The record is from RefSeq and is a predicted model, not a curated record. Gene Ontology annotation, biological process: phosphatidylinositol biosynthetic process; positive regulation of kinase activity. Lineage: Eukaryota; Viridiplantae; Streptophyta; Magnoliopsida; Caryophyllales; Amaranthaceae.
CUCACUUUUAGUUUCAUUCACACAAUUUAUUCUGUCUCUUUAUUUAUUAUCAAUAUAUACUUUUUUUCUUAAAAAAUUCUCUCUUCUCUUUGACACAAUUUGUUCAAGAUAUUUUUUUUACUUUUUAUCAAACUAUAAAGACAAGUGAAAAUCACUUACCAAACACACGCCUAUCAUCUAAAGUCUAGACUUUUGAGUUGGUUGAGACUCACGUUGGGUAGUUAGGAGGGUUAUUCACGUUGGCUCUAAUUUGUGAAUUGUGAGAUCUACCGAUACGGCUAUAUGCCUAUAUGCUAUAUCCAGUAUCCUACGAGACUCUUUCAACCCUUGUGCUCGAAACUUCCUAAAUCGAAAACUAAAGAAUGGAUGGUUAUGCGUUUUGAAAUCCCUAGAUCUGUUGUUGAUUAUGGAAAAUUCCCAAAGAGUUGUAGUUUUCAAUUAGUUUUCCAUAAUUGAAUUCUUCGAUCCGAACGAGAUAAACCCUAGAAACACGACUCAUCAUCAUCAUCUUUUGACUUCGACUUUAAACAUAUUAUUUGUUUAAGCAUCCAUUGACGGUUUUCGAAAUUAUCUAAAGAAUUAAUAGGAAGCCAAUUAUUUUCGAUCUCUUAAUUUGUUCGUAUAUCAAUGGCCGAUGCACUCAGUAUAAUUCCUGCUGCCCUACUUCGUAAUCUUGCCGAUAAGCUCUAUGAGAGGAGGAAGAAUGCUGCACUUGAGCUUGAAGGAAUUGUGAAACAAUUGGCCGCAACUUCAGAUCAUGAGAAGAUAACGGCUGUGAUCAAUUUACUCACGGAUGAAUUCAUUAAGUCUCCGCAGACCAAUCAUCGAAAGGGUGGAUUGAUUGGAUUAGCAGCGGCUACUGUUGGUUUGACCACCGAGGCAGCUCAGCAUCUUGAGCAAAUUGUACCUCCUGUGCUCAAGUCCUUUUCUGAUAAUGAUAGCAGAGUUCGGUAUUAUGCAUGUGAAGCCUUGUAUAAUAUUGCAAAGGUCGUUAGAGGGGAUUUCAUUGUCUUUUUUAACGAGAUAUUUGAUGCUUUGUGCAAGCUGUCUGCCGAUUCUGAUGCUAAUGUGCAGAGUGCCGCUCAUCUCCUAGAUCGACUUGUAAAGGAUAUUGUGACUGAAAGUGAUCAGUUCAGCAUUGAAGAAUUCAUACCAUUGCUGAGGGAGCGCAUGAAUGUCCUAAAUCCCUAUGUUCGUCAAUUUCUAGUUGGAUGGAUUACUGUCUUGGACAGUGUACCUGAAAUUGAUAUGCUGGGAUUUCUUCCAGAUUUUCUUGAUGGUUUAUUCAAUAUGCUAAGUGAUACCAGUCAUGAAAUACGGCAACAAGCUGACUCAGCACUAUCAGAGUUUUUGCAAGAGAUCAAGAACUCCCCAUCUGUAGACUAUGGUCGCAUGGCUGAAAUUUUGGUGCAAAGAGCGGGUGCUGAGGAUGCAUUUACUCGUCAAACUGCCAUUACCUGGAUUAAUGAAUUUGUAAAAUUAGGUGGGGAUCAACUUGUUCCUUAUUAUGCUGAUAUUUUGGGUGCCAUAUUGCCCAGUAUAUCUGACACAGAAGAGAAAAUUAGAGUUGUUGCUCGAGAAACAAAUGAAGAACUUCGCUCCUUCAAGGCUGCUCCUAGUGAAGGAUUUGAUGUCGGAGCAAUCCUUUCUGUUGCAAAGAGUCAUUUAUCUAGUGAAUGGGAGGCUACUCGUAUAGAAGCGCUGCACUGGAUUUCAACUCUUUUGGACAAGCAUCGUGAUGAGGUUUUAUCUUUUCUAAGCGAUAUAGUUGACACUCUUCUCAAAGCACUCUCCGAUUCUUCAGAUGAGGUAGUGCUUUUGGUGCUUGAGGUGCAUGCAUGCAUAGCGAAAGACUCAGUGCACUUUCGACAUCUUUUGAUUUACUUGCUCAUGAAUUUUCAGGAUGACCUUUCACUUCUAGAAAAACGAGGGGCUUUGAUAAUUCGGCGACUUUGUAUCCUGCUUGGUGCUCAAACAGUCUACCAUGAAUUCUCUAGUAUUCUUGAAAAGGAACCCAAUCUUGAUUUUGCAUCUAUCAUGGUUCAGGCUUUAAAUUUGAUUUUACUCACAUCAUCGGAGUUAUCGGAACUGCGGGAGCUAUUGAAGCAAUCUCUUUUCAACAGCGCCGGGAAAGACUUAUUUCAUGCUUUAUAUGCUUCCUGGUGCCAUUCUCCGAUGGCAAUCAUUAGUUUGUGCUUAUUAGCUCAGACAUACCAGCAUGCCAGCACCGUCAUACAGUCUUUGGCGGAAGAAGACAUCAACAUCAAAUUUUUGGUUCAGCUUGACAAGUUGAUUCGGUUACUUGAGACUCCAACCUUUGCUUAUCUGAGAUUGCAGCUUCUGGAGCCUGGAAGAUAUCCAUGGUUGUUGAAGGCCCUUUACGGCUUGCUUAUGCUACUGCCACAGCAAAGUGCAGCAUUCAAGAUUUUGCGUACGCGGUUGAAAACUGUGCCUUCGUACUCCUUUAAUGGUGAGCAUCAAGGUUGGAACACUCCCUCAGAAACCUCACAUUCAAGGGUUUCAAAUCACGUGGACAGCAGACCACAUUGUACCCAAGAUGGUGUCAUGACGCAAGAUGUGGAGUCUAUGUGCAAUGGCAUUAAUUUUGAUUCAAGAUUGCAGCAGUUUCAGCACAUGCAGCAGGAACAUCGUAUUCAUGCUAAAGCACAAGCGCAGUUGAGGAAGUCUUCAGUAACUUCGACAAAGGAGGUUCCGAGUGCAGAGGAAGAUGGGGAGCCAUCGUCCAUGACAGAUACAAGCCAGCCUCCAAAACCAUUGAGAAAAGCACCAGGGCAAGGGCAAUUGUAAUUAUUAGGUAAUUCAUUUAUAUCUGGCGUGGCUGCUCUCUCGCUCCCCUGCUUGGAUCUCAUCUCAUUCAUUGCAGUCGCGAUGAGAUCUGAUAUUAUUUGCAAAGUUGUAUAUUUUUUUUUUUUAGUUUUUCUCCAAGGGGAGGUUUGGUGAUGGUAGUUCACACCGAGAUAACCCGUGAUCAUUUCCAAACUCGAUUAUUGGAUCUUUUACGGUUGUUCCUUUUCCUUUCUUUUUUGUUUGGAGGGGGGGUGGGGUUAAACAAUAGUGCUUUUUCCCAUGUGGUCCGAAUGUUUUAUUAAAAACCACAGUGGGAUGGGGGGGGGGCUUAACUACUUUGCAAAGCGUUGAUGUUCAUCUUUUGCAAAAUUGAAAUAAGCUGGCGUCUGAUUUCUGUAUAUUACUGCCUCUGGCAAGAUUUCAGUUGUAUAAUUUCAUCAUCUUUUGUAAUAUUUAAAAUUGUACGACAAUAAGAAUGACGGGUUGCUCUAUUGAUUGAAGGUUUUCUUCCA